AUGGCGAAAGAUCCUCCAGAGCAAUCGCAGCAACCGCAGCUACCGAGCAGCUCCGGCGUAACAGUUUCGAACGCAUUGACAGGCGUGACGGGGACUGUUGGCGCCGUGGUCGGUGGAGUUACGAGAACAACUGGUGGUCUUAUUGCUGCCGUAGGGCGAGGGGCUGGAGGCACAUUCAAUAAUGCGACCAAGACAGAGCCAGUCGGCAACGGUAUCCAAGCAGUCACGGACGGUUUCAACUACGGCGCCUCAGCAGUCUCAAGAGGUCUGGAAGACUUGAGUGCUGGAAAGAAGCCGGGAAGUACAGACUCAACAUGGGACCAUCGUUGA
Messenger RNA from Fulvia fulva, 330 nucleotides. RefSeq lists its product as uncharacterized. Lineage: Eukaryota; Fungi; Ascomycota; Dothideomycetes; Mycosphaerellales; Mycosphaerellaceae. The transcript has 3 exons. The record is from RefSeq and is a predicted model, not a curated record. The coding region runs from base 1 to 330 and encodes 109 amino acids.